AUGAAGAUCUGUAUUGAUAGAAUUUUUGAUUAUGCAUCAUCAAUAAGAAGAAAAAGAAGAAAACAAAUACAGUAUGACGUCAUCGGCGAUCUACCAGACGGUGUCCUGAUCUCCAUCCUCACGCGCCUCCCCGUCAAGGAAGCUGUCCGGACCAGCGUCUUGUCCAAACGGUGGUCGACCCUCUACAAAUUCGUGGCCGACCUCGACCUCCGCUGCCACCACCUCGUCCUCCGCCGUCAUCAUCCUCCCGCUCGUCGUUCCAGAUUCGAGAUUAUCCUCUAUAUUGUCCAAGCACUUCUACAAAUUUAUUACAACAUAGAUAUCAGCUUCUUAAUCCCUCGUAGUUCUUGUAAAUUCUCCACCCGCAUCUUCGACGUAUCCUCAAAGUAUUUCAAAUCCCGCGGUUGUUCUAAAAUCCGUAGUGUCGUUCUCUCUUGUUGUCUGUGCGAAUCAUACUGGAGAUCAUACAAGGGAGGGUUCCGUGAAUUGGUCAAGUACCUAGCAGACACAGCCCGAGUUCAGAAACUCGUUUAUCAAUGUUGUUGCAGCGGUUGUGAGAUUUCUUACCUCCACUUUCUUCCCUUGAUGCCCGGCUUGAGGUGCUUGGAGUUUCACUCGUCAGUCUCGACUGCGCAUUCGCCCAGCUCGUAUACUAAUAACUCCCUACGGAGUCUGAGGUUGAGUAAAGUUACUCUACGCGACGGUGCACUAGACGUAAUCUUGUCCGGUUGUUCGGGCCUCUGCUCGUUGAGGUUAAAUUGCUGUGAGUUUCCUAGUUCUACUAGGUUGCGUAUUUGUGGGCCCAACCUUCGACUAGAGCAUCUCAACAUAGAUGAGUGCAUUGGGGUGCAGCAGAUCAAGCUGUGUGCCAGCAAUCUUGUUACUUUUGAGUUCCAGAGCCGUAAAGUGCCAGUUGAGCUCAUAUUCGAACAUGAUGUGCGGUCGAACAGAGGUGAAAACACUAAAAAAUAG
Molecule: messenger RNA, 972 nt
Organism: Striga hermonthica
Lineage: Eukaryota; Viridiplantae; Streptophyta; Magnoliopsida; Lamiales; Orobanchaceae
Source: the annotation of a GenBank genome assembly